Molecule: messenger RNA, 1781 nt
Organism: Cyprinodon tularosa
Lineage: Eukaryota; Metazoa; Chordata; Actinopteri; Cyprinodontiformes; Cyprinodontidae
Gene: wars2
Product: tryptophanyl tRNA synthetase 2, mitochondrial
Exons: 6
Coding region: 20-1117 (365 amino acids)
Biological process (GO): mitochondrial tryptophanyl-tRNA aminoacylation
Cellular component (GO): mitochondrial matrix; mitochondrion
Molecular function (GO): ATP binding; tryptophan-tRNA ligase activity
Source: RefSeq, a predicted model, not a curated record
UUACCUCCUCCAAAUCAACAUGGCGCUCCCCUUGCGGACCAAUUUUAAACGUCUCUGCCGUAUUAUUCAGAGGUUUAAACCCCAGAAUUUGUCCUUCUGUUCAGCAGCCUGCCCGGAAAACAAGGAGGAUCCUGGAAAUGCUCGUGUUUUCUCAGGGAUCCAGCCAACCGGCGUGCCGCAUUUGGGCAACUACUUGGGAGCCCUGGAAAACUGGGUGGCCCUGCAGAACCGGUACCCCUCUGUGCUCUACAGCAUAGUGGACCUGCACUCCAUAACUCAGCCUCAGGAUCCAGACCAGCUCAGGAACAACAUCCUGGACAUGGCAGCAAGCUUGCUAGCCUGUGGAAUCAACCCGGAAAAGGCCAUUCUGUUUCAGCAGUCCCAGGUGUCUGAACAUGCAGAGCUCAGCUGGAUCCUCGGCUGCCUGACCAGCAUGCCCCGGCUACGCCACCUACCGCAGUGGAAGAUGAAGAGCAAGCAGAAGAACGAGGGCAGCGUUGGACUCUACACGUAUCCCGUCCUGCAGGCUGCCGACAUCCUGCUCUACAAGUCCACUCAUGUCCCUGUAGGAGAGGACCAGGUCCAGCACCUGGAGCUGGCUCAGGAUCUCGCUCGGAUCUUCAACAACCAUUAUGGGGAACUGUUUCCUGAACCGCGUGCUCUGCUCAGUUCGACCCAAAAGGUGAAGUCUCUCCGCAACCCCUCGGCUAAAAUGUCAAAGUCCGACCCCCAGACAAUGGCCACCAUCACCAUCACCGACUCUCCAGAUGACAUCGCCCUGAAGAUCCGCCGCGCAGUAACAGACUUCAUCUCCGAGGUCACCUUUGACCCGGAGCAGCGGCCGGGCGUGUCCAACCUGGUGACGAUCCACGCCGCCGUGGCGGAGCUCAGCGUGGAGGAGGCGCUGUCGCAAGCCAGCGGGAUGGACACGGGGGCCUACAAGGGGCUUGUAAGCGAGGCUGUGAUCCAGAGGCUGACGCCCAUCAGGGAGGAGCUCCAACGGCUGAGGGCGGACCGGGCGCAUCUGGAGGGGCUGCUGGCUCAGGGGCAGCUCAGGGCGCGGGACCUGGCUGCUCCUGUGCUCGCAGAGGUCCGACACAGAGUGGGCUUUUGCUAAAAGGCCUGGAGGCUGGAAAAUAACAACAUUUAUGGUGUUUCUGAUCAGGGCUUCACUAACGAGAAGCCGUCUGCUUCCUUCUUGUGACUCAUUGAGGGGAAUAAAAACGAAGGCGGGACUGGAGGUCCGCUCUGACUGAGGGACCAGUCGUAUAACCCUCCUCUGAAAACAAAGCAGGACGUCUUCAGGACGAUCAUUUCUCCUCAGUUUAUGUUUAGGUAGAUGUCAUCAUUAAAACCUCUUAAACUCAGAAAUGAUUCAUGUCACUCAGAGUCUUCAGGUGUUUGCAGCUUUAACCAAAGGUGUUUAAUUAAAAGGUCAUUUUGAAACAGAUUUGUACAUUUUUUUUAAACCUGUAAUGAAUCUGUUGGAUGAAUCAUUCUUUCACACCAAUCCAAACAUUUUCACAGCCUGGAAGUUUAUGGGUGAAACUGUUUUUUUUUUUUUUUAUUUGACAGCAUAAACAUCUGUGGCUGGUUCUACAGGAGUGAACUGUGUCUGCAGAGACCUCUGCCCUCAUUGGCUCCUAAAGGAUAAAUUCACCUCUUAAUCCAGUCGUAUAACGUUCACUGGAAAUGAUAGAAAAGUCCGGCCCUUAGUUCUGGUUUAUUUUGAGGUGGAAAAUUAGUCCAUUUUAAUAAAUGACUGGUCAGUUUUCAACUUA